CGAAAGCUGAACCAAGACAAAACCAUCGAGUCCAUGACGAAGAUAUGUCGUCGCGGGAAGCCCCGCAGUCAGGGCAAGUGUGGUAGGUCCGGACACGAACUUUAGCUAGUCUAAUCAAGCGAGCUGUCAGCCCGAAAGUUGGACGGACGAGAUAGCAAGUGAAGAUUUCUAGAAGAACUCAAAAGCAGGCCAUUCCAACGUCAUUGACAAAGUAUGCGGCUCGCUCGUCUUUUCCCAGUUGAAUCUCCGAACCAGCAGCUAGCAGGCUGACAGGGUUAUGAGUUGAGGUCGGGUGAAGGGUGGGGUAGGUGGUAGAUACCUAGGUUGGUGAGGAGGUGAAUAGUGUGUUGGCCUUGGUACCUACCUUGUCCCUGUAUAGCGCGUCUACCUUGGCCAUUCUUGAGGCCCAGCUGUCGUGUCACAGGUACAGCGCUAGGGAGGGCUAGAAUCACCGCGGGCCGACUUGAUUGUGGUUUUGCAGGUCGAGAUGCACAGGAUGUGAAGAAUAGCGUUUGUUGGCGAUAUGCGUGGUUUCGAGGGGCAACGUUUAAGUUGUGGAUGUGGUCGGUGGAAAGAUGCCGCAACAAGCACUCACUUGGGAAUGGUUAGUGAAUUCACAAGACACCCAUGCAACGGGCGGGGCAAAAAAGCAAGUGUGAGUCCCGGAUUGGAGGCAUGAAUGGAAGCCAAUGAGAUAGAUGCUUGGUGGUGUUGGUGGUGGUGGCUGGCUUCUCGGACAGGAAGGCACCAUCAAGCAAGGUGCCUAUCGUGUAACGAUGAUGUUUGACGGAGGCGCAAGUGCAGGCUUGCAAUUAGCACUGAAGAUUGAUUCGCAGCGGUUUGCCAACUGUAUCAUUGAGGGCAGCUUGCACUCUGGUUAUUGCUCGUUGUUGGUGGUGAUUUGA
Pyricularia oryzae 70-15 is the source of this 905-nucleotide messenger RNA. RefSeq lists its product as uncharacterized. Lineage: Eukaryota; Fungi; Ascomycota; Sordariomycetes; Magnaporthales; Pyriculariaceae. The record is from RefSeq and is a predicted model, not a curated record. The transcript has 3 exons. Bases 699 to 905 code for a protein of 68 amino acids.